This is a messenger RNA of Nicotiana tabacum (common tobacco), 729 nucleotides long. The record is from RefSeq and is a predicted model, not a curated record. NCBI's taxonomy places the organism in Eukaryota, Viridiplantae, Streptophyta, Magnoliopsida, Solanales, Solanaceae.
AUGCUGAAGAUUAGGCAUUUUCGGAAUCCACUAAAGUCAGCUCGUGAACCACAUGAUGCUCAUGGACAUUCUUCAUCAUCAUCAACUCCAGUCCAAUCACAUGCUAUCGAGCCCUCAACAACAGUACAAGCCCUCCCACAUGCUCAUGAAGUCCCGCAACAAGAACAAGCUCCAAUUCUGCCUUCUAAUUCAAGUGCAACAUCUCGUCGUGCAGGACGUGAAUCUACAAAGUAUUGGACAGUAGAGGCAAAAGACUCGAAAAAUGCUACCAAGAAAAUUAGGGUCAAGGUCAAUGAAGUUAACAAUCUAACUGUUGGGGAGCGCAUCAUUGUGAAUUUUGAUGACUACAAUACAGCAUAUGGUGAAGCACAAGGAUUACUUGCUAGAUAUUGUGGAUCGCUGGCAAUUGAUUGUAAUUUGUUUCCGAUUAGUUUUGAGAAGUGGUCAGGGCCAUCGGGCAUGCCUAAGAAGUACAUGGAAGACUGCUUUGAAACAAUAUUAAAGCCUCGAUUUGAUUUUCAGGAGCUUUGUAGAAGAAAUAAAGAAAUUCGAAAGAAACAAAAAAUGCCACACACUGGUGGUUCAAAAGCUAACUCGAGAAGACGAUAUGAGCUUUUUUUGGAAACUGGAAAAACUCCUAGUCAUGGAAAAAUAUUUAUUGAAACUCAUAAGAAAGCUAAUGGAUCAUUUGUAAAUGAUGCGGCAAGGACUAUAGGGGAACAAAUUUAA